GGUGGCGCAGGCGCGCAGGCCGGAGCCGUUGGUGCGGGGUGGGUGCGGGAAGCGGGGCGGGGGGGUUGCCCCGCGGGAUGCGGGCGCUGCGGCGGCUGCAUGAGGCGGCGGUGGGGCUGCUGCUGUGGCGGGGAACGGCGGCGGCAGCAGCGCCCCGUCCCGCCGCUUCGGAGGUGCUGAGCCAGCACCUGCGGCAACGCGGCCUGCCCCACUGGACCUCGUACUGCGUCAAGUACAGCGCCGUGCGCAACGACCAGUUCGGCCUCUCCCACUUCAACUGGCGGGUGAACGGUGCCAACUACCACAUCCUGCGCACCGGCUGCUUCCCCUUCAUCAAGUACCACUGCUCCCGCGCCGCCCCGCAGGACCUGGCGCUACAGAAUGCCGCCUUCACCGCCCUCAAGGUCCUCAACGCCGGCAUCCCAACUUUACUAUAUGGAAUUGGCUCCUGGUUCUUUGUCAGUGUCACAGAGACUGUUCAUACGAGUCAUGGCCCAGUUACUAUUUAUUUUCUAAAUAAAGAAGAUGAAGGCGCAAUGUACUGAAAUCACGCCCUCAAGUACCUGUCACUUGGUGGGUUUCUGAGUUACAUCUACAAAUAUCUGCUUCCUUUGACUAAAAAGAACUGAAGGCAACUUUGUUUUUUACAGUGCAUUCUUUUACUUAACGUGCUGUCUUCAGGAAGCUUCAUGGACUUUUUGGUCAUAAGAGAUUUAUUUUUGCAGAGGUCAGUAAAGUUGAAAAAGUAGAAGCCUUGGGAGAAGAAUUAGUAUUUCUAAGGUUAUUAAAAUUUACAGAAGUCAGUGACUCGUACUGCUGAACAAACUUGCGAUAAUUGAGAUACAUCUACCAGCUUAGAGAACUGAAUUGUAGCAUGCGGGCAAGGAAACUGUGAAUACGCUAGAUGUUUUCAGAAUGUCUCUGAAAAGAUUAAGCUGCUUAGGUUUAGGCUCUGACUAGAUGUUUCAUAAUGCAUUAAUUGUCAUAGUUGCACGCAUGUUUGAAUGAAUCCAUGGCACUGACUAAUCACAAUUGCCUGGAGGACUCUGGAAAAAAAUACAACCCCAAGAAGUUAAAAAUGACUGUAUCACAUUUCUUCGAAUUACAUUUAAAUAAAAUAUCUAAAAUAUG
Grus americana (Whooping crane) is the source of this 1131-nucleotide messenger RNA. It is a transcript of the gene C10H15orf61, whose product is annotated as chromosome 10 C15orf61 homolog. The record is from RefSeq and is a predicted model, not a curated record. The transcript has 2 exons. NCBI's taxonomy places the organism in Eukaryota, Metazoa, Chordata, Aves, Gruiformes, Gruidae. The coding region runs from base 78 to 545 and encodes 155 amino acids.